This is a messenger RNA of Fusarium mangiferae, 501 nucleotides long. RefSeq lists its product as uncharacterized. The record is from RefSeq and is a predicted model, not a curated record. Bases 1 to 501 code for a protein of 166 amino acids. The transcript has 2 exons. NCBI's taxonomy places the organism in Eukaryota, Fungi, Ascomycota, Sordariomycetes, Hypocreales, Nectriaceae.
AUGCGUUCCGACUAUGAUGUCAGUAACCUGAUGUACGGUGCCCAGGAGGCAGCCGAACUCGACUCUUAUCAAGGCGAGCCUAAACCCCGCCUGAAACCCUUGCUUCUAGAUACUGUCAUGCAAGGUCGGCCUCCUGUGUCCAACUGCCGGUUGCUUCAGAUGCCCAACGAGAUCUUGGCCAAGAUCGUCAGCUUUGUCGCUGAAGACGAGGAAGCCUUUCCCAAUAAGAUCAGACUUCUGCUCAAUCUCGCCCAGGGCAUGCUUGGGGACCGCAGUGGCCCCGGUAUUCCAGACUGUAUACGGAAAUUCACCUUCAAACCUGACGCAUACCAGGUUCGCGAUAUUCACCCUGGCGUUUGGCGCAGGUUCCAAGAAGACCCCGGUGUGGAGUACAGAGGAACUGCUGAAAUCAAGGAACAAGGCGCAAGGCUCUUGAAAAAUAUCCAACAUUCUGUGGCACUCAAUUUCAAGGCCAUGCGCAACCUCGAGACACUUGUUUAG